This is a messenger RNA of Carcharodon carcharias (great white shark), 3101 nucleotides long. RefSeq names its product lipopolysaccharide-binding protein-like. The coding region runs from base 85 to 1500 and encodes 471 amino acids. The record is from RefSeq and is a predicted model, not a curated record. The transcript has 16 exons. Gene Ontology annotation, molecular function: lipid binding. Lineage: Eukaryota; Metazoa; Chordata; Chondrichthyes; Lamniformes; Lamnidae.
ACUUUGGAGAAGUACAUUUUGCUCAUAUUGAACCAUGCAGUGAAGCUGUAUCCUGCUGAUCCAAAUUGAGUGCUUGUAGCAAAAAUGUACCUGUCAAUCUGUGUUGCUCUUCUUAUGAUUGGAACUGCGCUUGGAGAGACUGGCCCCAAUCCAGGAAUACAAAGCAAAGUUACACAGAAAGGUUUAGAAUAUGCCAGGCAAAUUGCCAUCACUGAUGCUGAGAAGAAGAUUAAGGAGUUUCACCUGCCAGAUAUAAGUGGGACAAUAGACCUACUUGGGUGGAUAGACUAUCAGAUCACAGGGAUGUACAUUAAGAGUUUUGGAUUGCUUAACUCUGACAUACGAUUCGUCCCCAAUUCCGGUGUCAAAUUUUCAAUGGAUAAAGCCUACAUUGACAUAGGUGGAAACUGGCAUGUAACAUUUGGACUGAUAAAAGAUGGAGGAACCUUUGACCUGAACAUUAACGAUCUUUCAGCUGCAUUCAUUGUCAACAUUUCGCAGGAUAGCGCUCGACCAGUGCUGAGUUACAAAGACUGCAGUGCGAGUUUAAACAGUUUCGACCUUCAGCUUCAUGGAGGAGGCAGCUGGUUUUACAACUUGUUUCUUCCUCAAGUGAAAAAUAAAAUCAGACAAAUCACUCCUCAGAAGCUGUGCUCUGAGUUUAGAAAUAUGAUUGGAAAGCUCGAAGCCAUCAUCCAGACACUGAGCAUUUCACAGCAACUGGAUCGGUACGUAGAACUUGAUUAUUCGUUGGUUGGAGAGCCGGAGAUCACAGCUAAUUCUGUUGGUCUUCCCAUUAAGGGUGAAUUGUAUGAUGUUCAACACCACAAGGAGUCUCCAUUUACUGCACAAUCAUUUAACCUUCCAAAUACCACUGACCAUAUGCUGAUCCUUGGACUGUCGGAGUAUUUUAUUAACACAGGAGGAUUUGCGUAUUUUGUAGCUGGAGCUUUGCAAUUUAACAUCACAGAUGAUAUGAUUCCAAAGGACAUACCAGUUCGACUCAACACAUCCAGUCUGAAAAUUUUGAUACCCAAGGUUGCAACACAGUACCCCAACCUGCUGAUGAAAAUUAGGAUGAGUGCUUCGAAGCAACCGGUUGUGAGGCUUAUUCCAGGGAAACUCACAGCUGAUGUAUUUACUACAGCUGAAGUAUUCGCAAUCCUUCCGAACAAAUCCUUAGCGGAACUAUUUGUGCUGGGUGUUACAGCCAGUGUGUGUGGACAGAUGUUCAUUUCAAACAUGAAACUCUGUGGAUCAAUGUCUUUGAACAGAGUGGACUUGGCUGUGGAAGAAUCUAAAGUGGGGCAAAUCCCAACAGAGACAAUGGAAAUUAUGCUGAAGUUGGGGUUACAGAAGAUGAUGAUUCCAAAGAUAAACGCAAUCCUGAAAAGGGGAUUCACCAUACCAACCUUGGACGAGGUAUCGCUGAUUAAUCCAGUCCUUAAAAUUGAACAGGGUUUAAUUCUGAUCACUACUGAUAUUCAGUACGGAAACUGAAAACAAAUAUACUUCAAAAUGUAACACCAAACUGCUGAAAAUCUAUUGAAUUAAUCUGUCAUUAACAGACAUCAUCUGCAUAUAUCUCAUUGUACUGUCACAUGCUUCAUCUGAUUAACACAAAAUAGCUUUGCACCAUUGUGAAACUAGGACUAGAAAUGUGUCUCCUUGUACUAAUGAUUAAAACUAUUAAUCAGAGCUUCCCUAAUGGCUCAGCAGACCUAUAAAAUGAGUGGAUGGAGAAUGCAGACCAGGGACCAGAUUCAAUCACAGGUUCACCGACUGGGCAACAAUAAGGACUCAAAUAAAAGCAAAAUGCUGCAGAUGCUGGAAAUCUGAAACAAAAACAGAAAAUGCUAGAAAACCUUAGCAGGUCUAACAACAUCUGUGGAGAGAAAAACAGAGUUAACAUAUCAAGUCGGUAUGACUCUUCUUCAGAAGAAGGAUUCAAAAAUUGGCUGCAUUACCCUUGAGACAGGGAAGUGAAAAUUGGUUCCUGUUUACGAUCACUAUCCAAUGAUCACGACUGAAAGUGAACGUGCAUGGACAUCAUGUGAUGACAGAAUCAAGUUUGGCUGUGAUGUGCUCGUUGAGGACAAAUUGCAUUCUGGCACUGUCAAAACUCACACAUGAGUAAAUGACAUUUUAACAAGGUACUAGAAAGUAUUCAUGGGCUAAUUAAAAGGAAAAGAAAUUAAGGGGCAAAUUUGCAGGCAAGUUAUAGAGAAGUGUAAAAUCUAUAAGGGAGUUAUAAUAGGAAACUUUCAUUUUCCUAAUAGACUGGAAUAAUCACAGUAAACAUGGCAACAAUUAGAACACAACAACAUCCCAUAAACAGCCAAGUGAUAAAGACCAGAUAACCUGUUUUAGUAGCAUUGGUUAAUGGAUAAAUGUUGUCCUGUACAAUCCUCCAUUUUGAGUGGGCAAAUAGGGCUUUGGUUGAAUGUUCCAUUAAAAGAUGGCACCUCUGACAAUGCAGCACUUCUUCAGCACUCCAAUGAAGUGUCUCCUGUUUUUGUGCUCAGUUUUCUGGAUUUGGACUUGUUACUCACUCAGGCACACCUGGCAAAGAAUAAUACCAACUGUCUAUCAGCAAAAAUGACUAUUUUCACUGCUGUAAUCCCUUAAACUGCCACUGCAGCACUUUAAUUUUCUGUUUCCAAGACUGUGAACUCCAAUGGGCAGCUAUUCCAUGCAGACAGGAACUCACAAUGACUAACUAAAUAUAUUCAUCAAAAGGAUAAUUUGUCCUGUGUAUUUCAUGUACAAAUAGUAAAUUCUUUCAGACAAUGCGUGCUUACCAUUAGUAUGCAGACUACAUUCCACAUCUCAAACUAACUUGUUUCCAGUAAUCAGGAAGAAACUAUUAACUUCAACCCUCUGAACUGCAUUUCUCCCAGAACCUGAGGGUGUGGACAAAAUAAAUUGUGUGUAGAAAGAGAAAGAACUUUUCUGGCAAUUCAAUUUCCAAGCCCACCCUUUACCAGAAGGAGUCAAAUUAUGGGCACAUUUGUUGAAAAACAUGUUCCUAUGUUAUCAAAAGUUUUGUUACAGGAAUAUUUCAUGCACUUCUAGUAAGCAAUAAAGCAAUUUAUAUGUUA